Torulaspora delbrueckii is the source of this 1686-nucleotide messenger RNA. RefSeq names its product putative proline--tRNA ligase AIM10 (gene AIM10). The record is from RefSeq and is a predicted model, not a curated record. Gene Ontology annotation, cellular component: mitochondrion; cytoplasm. Gene Ontology annotation, biological process: prolyl-tRNA aminoacylation. The coding region runs from base 1 to 1686 and encodes 561 amino acids. Gene Ontology annotation, molecular function: ATP binding; proline-tRNA ligase activity. Lineage: Eukaryota; Fungi; Ascomycota; Saccharomycetes; Saccharomycetales; Saccharomycetaceae. The transcript has a single exon.
AUGCUGAGAUUGCCACCAGCAUACCGAUCGUACCAUGUAUUCCAACCCAGAAAACUAUCCAAAGAGACGUUGAAGAGUCUACCAACUCAUGAGUUGCUGCAAACACUGGGCUUUGUGAGGCAAUCUCAAAGUGGUCUUGUAAACUGGUUACCUAUGGGCCUGCGCUCUCUGACAAAGAUCGAAAAUAUUAUUCGUCGUCGAAUGAACAAUGAUGGCAAAGCCAUGGAGGUUCAAUUAAGCACAUUGUCCCCCAAAUCGUUGUGGGAGACCACUGGCCGUUGGUCGAACACUGAGCUGUUUAAACUGAAGGACGCCAAGAAGGCAUCCUAUUGCCUAACACCUACUUGCGAAGAAGAUAUCACUGCAUUGAUGAAGAAUUACAUUUCAAGUUAUAAAGAUUUGCCUUUGUUAGUUUAUCAGAUCACUAAAAAAUAUCGUGAUGAGCUUAGACCUCGAGGUGGAUUGCUGCGAGGUCGUGAAUUUCUCAUGAAGGAUGCAUAUUCAUUCGCAACCAGUAAAGAAGAAGCCAUAGGGAUUUUCGAAAGGGUAAAUUCUGUCUACGCUAAGAUCUUCACCGACCUCAAGAUCCCCUUUCUCAGUGCCUGGGCGGAUAGCGGCGAUAUUGGCGGCGAUCUGAGUAAAGAAUACCAUUAUAUACACCCAUCAGGGGAGGACACUUUAAUGAAGUGUGAGGAUUGUGGUAUGUCAUCUAACGUAGAAAAAUGUGAAUCCUUUCCAAUCGAAAAUGGUGAACAUUUGGGGGACGUUGAUGUGCAAUACACUCUGAGUAAAGAUCACGGUACUUUGGUGUGUCUGUAUUACCCACGAGGCCGCCAAUUGAACUGGAACCUCGCUUUGGAGUCCCUGGAUCACGAUUUGGACAGUAGUAUAAGAGAAAAGAGCAACAAGGAUAUCCUAGAAAUCUUCCAAGAAUCAAAUGAAGACGUAAUGUUUGCAAAGGUUCUUCGGGUGAUGGAUUGCCGAUUAAACUCAAGAUCCAAUUUCCCAGAUUUCCCACUAAAACAGUAUCUGAAGAACAAUUUCGGCAAGAUCGACGACGUAUCGCUAGUCGAUGCCAUCGAGAACGAGGUUUGCGGAUCCUGUAAUGAAGGCCACCUUAAGGCCUUCAAAACUAUCGAAGUAGGUCAUACGUUUCAUUUGGGAACCAAAUACAGCAAAUUACUUGAAGCCAAAUUCACAGAUCGCGAAAAUAAGAGCUCCAUCAUCGAGAUGGGAUGUUUUGGUAUUGGUGUGAGUAGACUACUCGGUGCAAUUGGUGAAAUUACGAGAGACGAACGCGGAUUUCGCUGGCCAACGAGCGUAGCACCCUACACUGUAUCAGUGUGCGUAGCACCUGGAAAUGAGUCACUAUCGCACCAGAUUAAAGAGCAGCUGGAUAUGUCCUUUGAAGACGACGUAAUGUACAGUUUCAAUGACAAAAUGGGACUUGGGGCCAGAAUAAACUAUUCUCACGCCAUUGGAAUCCCAAUAUGCGUAAUAGCAGGCCCAAAGAACUGGCCAAACGUCGAAUUGGAAAUCAGAGGCAAUAACUAUGGUAAUGAAAGCUGGAAACAAGAAUACGAAACCGCGAAGGACACUCUAAAAUGGCAGAUCACCGGUGAUAAGCACAUUGUCCCAAUUGAAAGUCUGCGAAAAGUAAUCUCCAUCAUUGCAAGAGACUUGUAA